GUCAGCAGCCUGUUCAGACUGUGAUUGUGUGUGAAAUCGACAUGGUAGAACACGUGACACAAAAUUUGAUGGAUAAACUUCAUUAUAUUUAAUUAUUCUUUUUCGGAGUGAUUAACAAUUUUAUGAAUGUACUUUUUCUUAUUUUCUGUACCUCGUGUUUCGUGUUUAGUGGUCUAGUGUAAAUGGGAGUAUGCAAUCACGCUGAAUCAUAAAGUAGUCCGGUGCCAUAUUUGAGGCAUGUAUUGAUCCGCUGAACCUUAGUGUACGCUUAUGCAUACGCAGUCAGCAAACUAAGUUCAAGAAAAACAGAUACUGGACGGAAACUGAUUGCUUUCAGAAUGAGAAACAAAAUAAGAAGGUAUCUGCUUGUCCUUUGUUUAAUAAUGUGUCUUACCUCAUUAUACAUUUUAACAAGUGUGACUGGAAAAUAUCGCAUUAAAGAAGAUAUCGGCAAGAGGACAGAAUGUAUCAAUGAUCGAGACGACGGUCGGCAAUACAAAUAUGAUGCAAACGUGAAGAAGAACCUUUCAUUUGUAACCUCUGACAUGGAAGCAAUGUAUCAAGAAAGAAGAAACCGAAUGUUGAAAGCAUGUGUUGGUCGUGAGGCUGAAAUGAAGGGAAAGAAAACAGCAAAAUAUGUGAAAAACAAUAUAAUAAUUGAUCAAGUGUUGGGAAUAGCCUAUUGUCCAGUAGAAAAGAUUGCUUCGACAUUCUGGAAACGUGUUUUGCGGCUUGUGGUUGGUGAAGCACACGCUAAAUCGCCUUUUGACAGCACAGUAAUUGCACUGGCUAAUUUCAAUAACCUGACUAGUAUUCCGGAAGGCAUGGUCGAUAGAUUCAUGAAGGAAUCCCUAACAUUUAUGUUUGUCCGUGAGCCGUACGGUCGAUUGUUAUCAGCCUAUGUAGAUAAGCUUUUUUCACCAAAUUUGCUCUUCUGGAAAAUAUAUGGCGGCUUUGGAGUACACGUUACGCGGAAUGAAUCAACUGAAUGUGGACAUAACUUAACAUUUAAAGAGUUUGUAAAAACAGUCUUAUACGCAGAUGAAGUCAACCAGAAAAGAAAUGGACAUUUUACCCCUUCUUAUGAGCAUUGUGAUCCUUGUCGGUACAAAUGGCAGGUGAUCGGUACUUUGGACAGCCUUUCUCAGGAUAUUUUCUAUAUUCUGGAUCGCAUAGGUAGAACAGAUUUGAUGCGAUCCCUAAACAAGGAUUUUCGAGAGCAAUAUUUGAACGACACAAUAGUAGACCAGUUUAAUUGGUUAUUUUAUUUCCGGGAUAGCUAUGCUAAUGAUUGUAAAGUAACGUUCUAUGAGGCUCAAAAAAGACUCUGGAAACAAUUUCAAAUCCGUGGUGUUCUCACAAAAGAAUCGGAAUUUCCCCUCACUACCGAAGAGAGUGAGGGUCUCACAAAGACCAAACUAAUGAGUAUUGUGUAUAAUGCGAUGGGGAAUGCGGAGAAACGGUCCAAAGCAAGAAAAAACAAAGCAGAAGCUUUUAAAGAGGCGUACUCCACGUUAGACAGGGAAGAUUUAGAUAAGCUUAGUAAAAUGUUCCAACCGGACUGUGAUUUGUACGGAUAUGACUGUCAACCAGAGCAAUUGUUCAACACAGAAAGGACUGUAAUUGAACCAUGGUUCUUUAAAUAUGAUACGUAACAUUCGUACCCUCAUAAAGUAAUAGUGCUUAUGUUAGUUUAUACUUUUGGUGUAAGUAUGGGUAAUUUUGGUAUAAGUAUUGGGGAAACAUGGCUUGAUAAAAAAAAUGUAUUUCAUCUCAGCAGUCAAAACACACCCUAAGGAGUAAGUGUUUAUAAUAACCUUAUGAUUUAUUUCAUAAUGUAUCUUUGAUUCCAGUUUUUAUGUUAUAUGCAGUUGUUCAUUCUGUACGUUUGGUAAAUCCGAUGGUUUUGUUGGGCUUUGGUGAGUCCCGCAAGAUUUCAAUCGGUGUCGUCUGCUUGUUUGCUCGACACAAUAACGUAGUCAAAUAGUAUAUUUUAUUAUUUUGUACUUCAUUAUACUUCAUUAUAUAUUGUACCAACUGUAUUAAUAUGAAUGAUAGUAAAGAUGAUAUCGUGCAACUAGCCAUAAUUUUGUCUGGUAUUUGACGUGUUGUGUUUUGAAGGAUCUGGUUAGCACAGGGUCUUGUCUAAUUUAUUAUUCGGUGGUAUAGAUCAAUUGUAAUUUUACUAUGUAUGUAAUGUUGAUGGCAUACUGUUCAUAUAAAAGAAGCCUUAACUAAUAGACAAAAUGAUAUGAUUGAGUUGUACUAGUAAAAUGGCUAUUGUUUAGCUCGAACAUUUUUUGUCAGUUUUAGAUAAUUACCAUUGUUUGACCUAGUUAGUUUUCAGUAAUCUUAUGAGUGUUUUAUUUGUUUCGUUUUGUAGUUUUUCACCCUCUCGCGAGUUGUGUGAAGUAAAUUCCUCUACGAGAUGGAAACAAUUAAGGAAAUAUUCGUCGGCUAUUUUCGUCCUUUAGUUAUUCAACAUCACACAUUACGAUUCGGUGUCACAUAUGGCUGACUCCACAGUCUCGACCACGGUGGCCUAGUCGCGUAACACAUAUACACACAACAUACACAAAACAUAUAAAAAAAAACAUGGACAAUUUCCAUAGCGAAGGUGCAGGGCUUGUUGGAUAUCAAGGUUAGAUGUUUGGUUUAAACUUUGUUUUAUUCAAAUUUUGUUUGACAAUACAUCGAAGUACAUGUUUUAUAGAACAGAAAAGGAAACAAAAACAAGUGUCGUUACACUUAUGUAAAAUGUCUGGAGUAUUUUGAUAAAACAUUUUAUGGAAUUGUAACGAUUUAUGAUGGAGUCUACGGUCUAUUAAUUUAUUCCAUCCAACUUCUGUACAUAGUUUGUCUAAGCUUACAAGUUUAGAAGCAUCUGAAACAAUCCUAGCAGCUUCCAAAUUAACAUUCUCUAGUUUAGAAAUACAUUCUUUGGGAAUUUUAUACCAGACAGUAUCAGCAUAUUCUACAAGUGUGCUAAUACACGAAAAAUAUAUAUUUUGUAAUGUUUGCCUGUCGAGUUUAAAUUUUAGAGAUUGUAUAAUAUUUAAUAUAGACG
Molecule: messenger RNA, 3067 nt
Organism: Mizuhopecten yessoensis (Yesso scallop)
Lineage: Eukaryota; Metazoa; Mollusca; Bivalvia; Pectinida; Pectinidae
Product: carbohydrate sulfotransferase 11-like
Exons: 4
Coding region: 339-1655 (438 amino acids)
Biological process (GO): carbohydrate biosynthetic process
Cellular component (GO): membrane
Molecular function (GO): sulfotransferase activity
Source: RefSeq, a predicted model, not a curated record